Messenger RNA from Lineus longissimus, 2416 nucleotides. Its product is annotated as transcription factor HES-4-B-like. The record is from RefSeq and is a predicted model, not a curated record. Gene Ontology annotation, molecular function: DNA-binding transcription factor activity, RNA polymerase II-specific; protein dimerization activity; RNA polymerase II cis-regulatory region sequence-specific DNA binding. Gene Ontology annotation, biological process: regulation of neurogenesis; regulation of transcription by RNA polymerase II; anterior/posterior pattern specification. Lineage: Eukaryota; Metazoa; Nemertea; Pilidiophora; Heteronemertea; Lineidae. Gene Ontology annotation, cellular component: nucleus. The coding region runs from base 57 to 1019 and encodes 320 amino acids. The transcript has 4 exons.
UGUACACGUUCUUCUGGACAUUAUAUCGAAUAAAAUUCACACUAGGAGUUUAUGCAAUGUCUCCCCCGUCGCCUGCAAUGUCGGAAAGUAGGGCAGAACUGCGAAAGAGUAACAAGCCACUGAUGGAAAAGAGGCGGCGUGCCCGGAUCAAUGCAAGCCUCACACAGUUGAAGGGCUUGGUGCUAGAGGCUAUGAAGAAAGAUACCUCCAGAUAUUCCAAGCUAGAGAAGGCAGACAUCCUUGAUAUGACAGUCAAACAUCUUAAAGCGAUGCACAGGCAGCAGAUGUCAGUUGCCAUGGCGAACGACCCGUCAGUGGUGAGCAAGUACCGUGCCGGUUUCAACGAGUGCGCCAAGGAAGUGACCAGAUAUCUCAACACCAUCUCGGGCGUCGAACCAGAAGUCCGGGCACAUCUUCUCGGUCACCUCGCCAACUGCCUCCAGGGGCAGAGCGUCCACCAGCAGCAGUCGAUGACCCACCAGUCCAUGCAGCCUCUCCGGAUACAGAUCCCACCUGUCUCGAUGGGGCAACAGCAGCAACCGAGAGAACUUCUACAGCCUGCAACCGCUGUGAGUUCGCCGUCGACUUUCCUCGUUCCGUCACCGGAUUUAUCUAAAAUAGGCACGGUCCAGCUGAUCCCUGGCGCGCUACCUAGCGGAGAAGUGGCGUACUUUGUUCCACAGGGUCAAGGCCACACGAACAUUUCCCAAGGUCAAGGUCAGAUUCCCAUGGCGCAUUCAGGUGUAACCCCCGUUUCUCUUGCGUCUUCAUCUUACGUAAGACAGGCUCAUCUCGUGCGGACGCCACUAACCGGAUCCGAAGCUCCUUCGACAAGUUCUUCCCCGGACUCACUACGCAGCAGCCCGCCAAAUCUCGCCACAGAUAUUCACGGAAGUCCCAUCAAUACUAUGAGAUACCCACAGUACGCCUCUGCAAGCUUAGGACAUUCUCGAGCAACUUUCAAACCGAUAUCGGAUAUUGCAGUGAAACAGGAGGAUCCAGUAUGGCGGCCUUGGUAACCAUGGCAACUAUUUGAUGCGUUACCAUGGCGACGUAUACUUCCUGUGAUAGCAAAGACUCAGUGAUAUUGAAUGGACGUUUGUGUGCUUCCUGUAAAUAAUUGAAGAUUGAGACAGUUUUUGGUCUGAAACUUAUGGGCAUUUAAUUUGGAUGACCCCGAUUCGGGGUGAAGUACGAGAGUUUACUUCAAGAAUUGCAUUUAUUUACCAUCCAUUCGAUUUUAUACUGACACACGUUGCAUGCAAGAAUGCAUUUAAUUGUAAAUACCUGUAUGUCUGUCUUAGAGGGAGUAUUCUCAGCUAAAUUGAAAUUGAACUUUCCUCAAAAUAUGCGAGGACAUUGGUGCUAGCUAAUUAGGCCCGGUGUAGAAGUUGGAAAUGUCCUAGAUUUGAAUGUCCGGGGGAUAUUUUCUUCUUCUACCCCGGCCUUUCAUUCUGGAGUGCUUUAUACUACGUUCAAAGGCCUAUACGCCGUUCGUGUACAUUGUUUUUUAUGGCCACAAGCAUUAGAAAUAAACACUGAUGAAAAUAUUACCUCAAUAUGUCGGAGGUGUACAUGUACACGACAACACUGUUUAUAUCAAUAUUCAGUGAAUAUUUACAUAAAUGAUAGACUUAGAAUUUGAUUGCAAAUUCCGAAUGUCAAAUUUUGAACGAACGGCGCAGGUCUUUGAAUAAUACUUUUCUACCGAUUUAAAGUGAGCGAGCACAGUGUGUUUACACAUGGUAGGUGUCAUCCUGAGAUUAAGGUUUUGGCUGCUCCUACGUCAUAAUACGAAAGGAAAUAUCGAGAGGCGGAGUACAAUGUAUAUUGAAAACCACUGGCGACGGGAUAACUGAGUGUUUGCGAUAUACAUUGUAUGUGUUCAUUUAUGCCAUCUUGACGUCAGUAUAAUCAGGAGUGCCCUCGGAUAUGUCGCUGUCUAAUAGGACUAUGCAUUUGAUGUUAUUUUGUGUUCAGGGCUGUACAAUUCUUUUUCUCCUCAGUUAGAAGAAACCAUACUUUAGUAUAUUGUUGAUUUAUCUUGAUAAGUGGUAUUUUAGGCAAAGUUACUUAAUUCAAUUGUUAAGGUCUCCGAACUACAUAAAUUUUUUUUCAGGCACUGCAUUUAUACUGUCACAGGCAUUUACGGCAGACUGUGUUCGAAAGCGGUUUGAAAAACUGUCGCAAAUAUGAGAAAUAAUCAUGCUUUAACUUGAUGCAGAACCGAAUUGUUUCCAUCUCAUAGUCGCUAUCAAAUGGUAGCUUGGUAUACUGCUAGGACAGUGGAGCCACAGUGUGGAAUGAGGAGAGAUUAUAUGGCGUGACUUUCUACAGAUGAUGAAAGCCAGUCUGAACCAAGGUGAUGCGUGUUGGUACAUACAUGUAGUUAAACAAAGAAAUAUUUUUAUAUGAA